UCCUUUCCCUGGGCGCGCGGCGGCGGGGCGGCGGCGGCGGCGGCGGCGGCGGUGGCGGCCUGCGAUCGCGGACCCGGAGCCGAGGACCAGCCGGGGCCAGCCCUGCGGUGCGGACCCAGCAUGAAUGAAGUUCCCUGCAAUAAACGUGAUGACUAUUUGGAAUGGCCUGAGUAUUUCAUGGCUGUGGCCUUCUUAUCAGCACAGAGAAGCAAAGAUCCAAAUUCACAGGUCGGAGCGUGCAUCGUGAAUGCAGAAAACAAGAUUGUCGGCAUCGGGUAUAACGGGAUGCCAAACGGGUGCAGUGAUGACCUGUUGCCUUGGAGCAGGACGGCGGAGAGCAAGCUGGAUACCAAAUACCCUUACGUGUGCCAUGCCGAGCUGAAUGCCAUCAUGAACAAAAACUCAGCUGAUGUGAAAGGCUGCACUAUGUAUGUGGCCUUGUUCCCCUGUAAUGAAUGUGCGAAGCUCAUCAUCCAGGCAGGUAUAAAAGAAGUUAUUUUCAUAUCUGAUAAAUACCAUGAUAGUGAUGAGAUGACGGCCGCGAGGCGCCUGUUUGAUAUGGCUGGGGUGGCCUUCAGGAAAUUCACACCAAAGUGCAGCACGAUUGUCAUUGACUUUGAUUCAAUUAACAACAAACCGAGCCAGAAGCUUCAGUGAGUUACAUCUCAUUACAUCUCCAAAAGAUUGGGAUUAUCCUCUUCUAAGAAGCUGCUAAUGCCUUUCAUCUUGAAGUUACACAUAACUUUUUAAUAGCCAGUCCAGCAAAAGUAGACAUCUAAAGAAUGUAAAGCCUCAAAUCUUCCCGACUGUCUCUCUUGUCACAUGGAAUGUGCAUCUGUUUAAACUAUUGAUUUAGGGUUUAAAAUCAAGGAGCCUGUAGAUGGCCUGUCGCUCAGGGCUGGCGUGGGGUGCCUCCCCCUGUGUCUCCUGGUUUGCUGGGACGCUGGUGGCAUGAGACGGCCACUCCUCACUGCUAAGGUGCUGGAAGGACAAAUAAAUAAUUGUUGUUGUGUUCCUGGCAGGAUGAACAGACGCACUGAUUUGAACAUCUGGCCCAAAUGAAGCAUAACGUGUAGUGCCCUGGGGAAAAAAAAACAGGACCCCCAUGACAGGUGCGAAUGCAGACGUAUUGGCUUUAGGACGUGGAGGGAAACCGCCACCCACCCCAAAAUCCUAGACAGGAUGGCACAGCUCUCCUGAGGAAGGAUGAGCACAGCUGAGCCCGGGGCAUAUUCUCUGCUUCUGCUGUCCUGCUGCCCACAGGGGUGGUGGCACGUUCUGCUUCCGGAAGUGGGGACCCCUGUUGGUUUGGGCCCCACGCGGAGCUCUUACGUUACUUUAUCUGAAUAAUGAGUUGUUCCCGGCACAGACAGCCUGUCUCCCCUUGUUGCCCCCAAGACCAUGGCUGCUGGGGCAGCAGGGUCGUGUGGAUGGAGAUGGCGCGUGCACCUGCCCCUUCUACCACGUGGAAGAGUCACUGCUCCUCCGUGUGCCCACACGGUGCAUGUCUAAGGCUGCUCAAGCAGGGAGUCGAUUAAUUCCUACCCUGGAAGUGAGAUGUGAGAAGUUCAGCCUGCCUCGCGGUGGUUUAUUCCAGGUCUGUUGGUAAUGGGAGCUCAUCUGUGCUCCUGGCACUGUGUCUUCAGCAGCACAGAGCUCGCCUUCCCAGUCACUGCGGCUCGGGGAUGUGGCUCGGUGCGCCUCAUCUUUAAUCUCCCUUAAUUUUUAUUAAACGUGCUCAGUAGCUUUGUUGAGAAAAUGGGUUCUUUAUCCUAAAGAUUAUUACCGUUCUCAAGUGCUCUUAUGUUUUCAUGAGUUUUUAUUUUGUCUCUGAGGUUUUGUACUCCAUAUUCUAGGGCGUUUUGUAAUUUGGCUCCUUACCAAUGUUAUUACAAUGUUAUUAAAAUCUACCACACAGAAGUA
This is a messenger RNA of Callorhinus ursinus (northern fur seal), 1923 nucleotides long. It is a transcript of the gene DCTD, whose product is annotated as dCMP deaminase. The record is from RefSeq and is a predicted model, not a curated record. Gene Ontology annotation, biological process: pyrimidine nucleotide metabolic process. Gene Ontology annotation, cellular component: cytoplasm. Gene Ontology annotation, molecular function: zinc ion binding; dCMP deaminase activity. NCBI's taxonomy places the organism in Eukaryota, Metazoa, Chordata, Mammalia, Carnivora, Otariidae.